Molecule: messenger RNA, 995 nt
Organism: Momordica charantia (bitter melon)
Lineage: Eukaryota; Viridiplantae; Streptophyta; Magnoliopsida; Cucurbitales; Cucurbitaceae
Product: protein SODIUM POTASSIUM ROOT DEFECTIVE 2
Molecular function (GO): metal ion binding
Source: RefSeq, a predicted model, not a curated record
UCUCUUCCCCCACAAAAGCAAAAAACUGUGAACCACACACACUCAAAAAAAGCUUCAGAGCUUUGAAGUUAGAGAGAGAGAGAGAGAGAGAGAGCAGAAUUAUCAUUAUCCAAAAACACAAAAAUGAAAGGCGUAGAUAUGUUGUGCGCCUCCCAAGCCUCCACCGCCGUCUGCCUUCCACUCCCCACCACGGCGGCGGCGGCGGAUCAACCUUCCUCCUCCCCUCUCCAACCCGGCGCCGGCGCCGCCAUCGACCGCCACAACCCCAUCAUCUCCGGCGGAAGAAGAAUCACUUCCAGAAUAGCUACUACUUUCCCCAAUCCUCCGUGCUCUUCCCAGUACUCCCCCAUCAACCCCCUCCCCUACCACCACCUCCACGCCUCCCCCGCCGCCGCCGCCGCCGCAACUCAAGACCCUCUCAACAAGAUCAAGAAGAAGAAGAAGACCUCCAUUAUUACCACUGAUUUAGUAAGGUGGAGUUGUGCCAAGCCCAGUGAUUUGGCAACACCUCCUGGCUCGAUGCGGUACCUACUGAACGAUAAGUCGUUUCGUGAUGGUUCGAUGGAUCGGCUUUCCAAAUCAAUUCUUCAAAGUGAGAGUCACCUAAAGGUUACUUCAAGUAUAGAAAACAACCGAGACGAAUCCAAGUCGACGAUAGAGAUUUCAGAGGCCAAAACACCUUCACCAUCCAACCAGGUUGUGGUUUUGAGGGUAUCAUUACAUUGCAGAGGCUGUGAAGGAAAACUGAGGAAACAUCUUUCUAAAAUGGAAGGGGUAAACUCAUUCAACAUAGACUUUGCAGCAAAAAUGGUGACAAUAAUGGGAAAUAUUACACCACAAGGUGUGUUGGAAAGUGUUUCAAAGGUGAAAAAUGCCCAAUUUUGGCCAACUUCAGAUCCCCUUCAAAAUCUCAAUCUUAAUCCACACCAAAAAAAUAUGUUGAAAAACUUCUGAUAACCAUUUUAUUUUUAGUUUUUCUAUUUUUUAAAUUGAGU